Molecule: messenger RNA, 1031 nt
Organism: Oryza sativa Japonica Group (Japanese rice)
Lineage: Eukaryota; Viridiplantae; Streptophyta; Magnoliopsida; Poales; Poaceae
Source: RefSeq, a predicted model, not a curated record
CACCCACACCGUCGCCAUGCCCACCGACGCCGCCGCCGCCGCCGCCGCCUCGUCGCCGUCGCCGCUCCUUCCUCCGGCGCCACCUUCCGCCGCUCGCCGCCGGCGCCGUCGCCUCCUCACGUCCCCGAACCCCUCGGUCUCCUCGACCUCGACGUCGUCGUCAUCGUCGUCGUCGUCGUCGUCGUCGUCCAGCCUCUCCUUCCCGUUCGCUCCCUUCUCGCCGGCGCCCUCGCCGUUCCACCACCGCUUCCUCUCCCCGCUCCGCGCCUCCGCCGUGCCCUUCUCCUGGGAGCACCGCCCAGGCAUCCCCAAGACGCCCGCGCGCCAGCACCAGCACCACCGCGGCGGCUGCGGCGGCGGGAAGGUCUACUCCACGCCGCUGCCCCUCCCGCCGUCCCUCCUCUCCAGCAAGGUGGUGGUCGCCGACGAAGACCGCGGCGGCGCCGACCGCCUCGCCGUCUCCGACGACGACGACGACGCGAAGGCCGCGAGGAGGAGGAGUCGGCGGCGGCAUAGGCGGAGGCUGCUGCAGCGGCCGCGGCGGCCGGCGGCGCUGGCCGCCGCCCUGACGGACUGGCUCGCCGUGCUGAGCCUGUACCGGUCGUGCACGAGGUCCGUCGACUGCCUCGCCGACGCCGGCCAGCCGCCGACGACGACGACGACGACGCCGGCGGCGAAGGCCGGGUGAGAAUUGAGAUACGUACUUUGCGUUGCGUGGACGGGUGGGUGCGAUUAAGAGUGUGAUUUGCGGCGGAUUAAUCAAUAAUCACGUCGAUUUGUGCGACACUGUAAUUAAUUAAGGUGGGUUUUCUUUUCUUGUCUGUGUGCAUGUGCUUGCUCCAACAUAAUUAGUGGAUGGAUUAAUUCGACACGAUUAGUACAGUAGGCUGCUAAAUGACUGUAUGUAUUAGUGCUGCUGCUGUUGCGAUUGGUCCAUUUUUCUUCUUUUUCUUCUUCUUUUCCUUUUUAAGAAAUGUAAUUUGGUCAGUUUGGUCGCUCAUGUCAUGCUAAUAGUAAUCCAUUCUGCUCAA